Ixodes scapularis (black-legged tick) is the source of this 1855-nucleotide messenger RNA. RefSeq lists its product as uncharacterized. The transcript is spliced from 8 exons. NCBI's taxonomy places the organism in Eukaryota, Metazoa, Arthropoda, Arachnida, Ixodida, Ixodidae. The record is from RefSeq and is a predicted model, not a curated record. The coding region runs from base 1 to 1512 and encodes 503 amino acids.
AUGGACUCUGUAAGGGCAACUAUAACACAACUGGUACCCGAGAUACCCGAUGACCAACUUGACGCACUGGUGACCCACCUUGUGGAGGGGGGAUACAGUACAGCAAAAGACCUUCUAUACUUGGAAGAACAGGACUUAAAGCCUUUCCUCAAGACCUUGCAUAUCAGGAAGCUUUUACAUCUCAUAAAAUCUGGGUCCCAACUGCAAACUGAAAACUGUGCACUUCCCUCAACAUCAGCAGCUUCAACACCGACAAACCCAGCGGCAGCCACGGCUCACCGCGCAUCACAAGAGAGGGCUUCGAAGGACCGCUGGGCGAGUUCUUUUGAAGUGGAUUGGGGCGCAAUGCCUGCAGAUCUGGUACGAACCUGCCAAGAGGAGAAGGUGCCAGAGCCUUACCUAAGACGAAAGAUGGUCAAACUCCUGGGAGAAGCAAUCGCAGUGCAUGAUCCGAAACCCAAAAUCAAAGAAGUAAGCAAGAUUGCCUCCCUGGUUGUGGCAAGAUACCCACACUCCUUUGCUGACGUGAUGUCGACAGGAAAUAUUAUUGGUGACGGUACGUCAUCUUUAUCACGACAACUUGCUGUAUACAUGGAUAACAGGCGUCGGCCACACAAUGCUGCAAAACGAGGGCCGGGAAGAACUGAAGAUGACGAACCAGAAGCGACAUUAUCUAAGCAAGGCAGACAAACAGACUCCCACGGUUGCGUGGCAUGGGAGCCAGACUGUGCGCCAUACACGUGGGACGAUCUAGAGGUAAUGAGGCAGCAGCUGUGCAAAGCCACCAAUUUAGAGGAGAUCUCCUCUACUAUGAAGAAAACCUACGCACUGCAGAGGAGGCACAUCAACUCCAUGCAGCAAACACUCCUUGAAAUUGCGGAGUCUUGGCCUCACCUCUUCAAAGAGCCACACUUCUUCGUUCAUGUUGAUACACUCCUUGGGUUUUCCUACCACACUGCCUUCACCACUGAGCUGACGUCGAAAGGAAAUCAGCUCUUUGAUGUCAUGUGGAGAGCAUGGAAGCCUCAGUCAAGGUCCCUCCUCCAGACAAUCCAGAAAACUUUGGACUGCAAUGGACAAGCGCCACCACGCUACACCUUUGUUCUUCAGCUCCUGACUACCUACUUCGACGAGAAUCCAGAGGCUCUCAUCUCAUUUCACCCGCACUCAACAGCUGCCAGUGUUCUUGGCUCCUGCCCAGAUACACCUCACCUUGCGGUCCUUGGUUCUACGCUUCUAGAUGACCCUCUCCAGAUUGCGCUGGUUGUUGACAGGGUGCUUGUGUUUGAGGCAAGCAGUCUCGAGGUCGCUCUCUGCUCGCUCCUGGGAGCGUAUUUCGUCUUCAACAUCAAGUACCCAAAGGAGGCCUCGUACACGCUGGAGUUCCUUCAGAGGCAUUUUGGCCAGAUAAACCCAUCUAAAGGUAGCAAGUCCAGCUCCCGUGGUCACAACAAGGUCAAUGGAAUCCCAGCCAGAAUUCUAGGUCUGCUGAACAAGAUUCGUUCACUCUAAUGGCUUCCUCAGAUGAAAGCGUAGGCUGGGGUCCUGACAAGUCAUUCUUUUUUUAACUGGUCCGGGCACAUCGUUUUUAUUGAAGGUUUUCUGCACGUAAAGCGCAAGAUGGAGCGUGGACAAGUUUUUUGUUGUUUUAAUCGUCCAAGGCAUGGAGUUUUACUGAAGGUUUCCUCAGACGAGAGCGUAAGCUGGGGUCCGGACAAGCUGUUAUUUUUUUUUUUUUAAACGGCCCGGGCACGUUGUUUUAUUGAAGGUUUUCUGCACGUAAAGCGCAAGAUGGAGCGUGGACAAGUUUUUUUGUUUUUUUAAUCGUCCAAGGCAUGGAGUUUUAUUGAAGGUG